UUGGCUGGUUGUUUUAGACGUUCACUUCAUGAACAAAGUAUCUCAGGAUUGCUCUUCAGUUGGGACAGUCACAGAGAGAAACCAUGUCACUGCCGAGGGUCUUGAGUUUUCAUCUCAUAUUGAUGCUGUCUGCAUUCACUGGAGCAGCUGAUGGAUACUACAAUUCUGGGUGGAAAGAAUGCAUCUACAGCUCCCAUGAUCUCAGUGACAUGGUGAUGAUUGUUAACUAUAUCUUCAAUAAAGAUGUGUUCUUACAGUUCAACAGCACUGUGGGGGAGUUUGUGGGAUACACUGAACUUGGAGUAAAGAACGCACAGCGAUUGAACAGUGAUGGCACAGCGCAGCAAGAGAGAGCUGAGGUGGAGAGAUUCUGUAAACAUAAUGCUAAAAACAGACAGAGCGCUAUCGCUGAUAAAACAGUUGCACCACAGGUUAAGCUCAGUUCAGUAAAUCCGGCCGGUAGUAGACAUCCAGCUGUGUUGAUGUGCAGCGCAUACCACUUUUACCCACAACGGAUCAAAGUGACCUGGUUGAAAGACAACACACCUGUGAAGUCUGAUGUGACCUCAACUGAAGAGCUGCCUAACGGGGACUGGUACUACCAGAUCCACUCUGAGCUGGAGUACACCCCUAAAUCUGGAGAGAAGAUCUCCUGCAUGGUGGAUCACGCUGGGUUAAAAAAACCCAUCAUCGUAGACUGGGAUCCGUCUCUGCCUGAGUCUGAGAGGAAUAAAAUCGCCAUCGGAGCCUCUGGUCUGGUUCUGGGAGUCAUCAUCGCAGCCGCUGGACUCAUUUACUACAAGAAGAAAUCAGCAGGGAGGAUCCUGGUACCAACCUAAGGAUGGUACGACUGACUGGACAUGAUUCAUUGGUGGACAACUCCCUUAUCUUUUAUGUUUUACUUUUAAAAAUUAAAAACAUUUGAAAAAUAAAACAAUACAACACAUCUAAUAAAUGUGUUUGAUAUUUGUAGCUUUUUUAUUAAAUUGCAAUGAUGACAUAAUGAACUGUAAAUUAUAGAGAUUAUAUAGAAUCAUGUAAAUCGUCAUUCUUGCUGGUUUUUUCCCCACUAAUUAAUGCAUAGAAUAAAGAGUUCCAGAAUAACAGAACAUAUCUUUUCUGUUCUUUAUUGUAUAUUAUAAAUUAAUUUUUGCAGUCUUACAUGUAAUAUGUUUGAUAGAAAAUAUAUUUUAAAUACUAUUACUGCAUAAAUAAGACCAUGGACAAUUUCAGAUUUUUCUUAUCAUUUAUUCUGACAAUGAUUCCUCUGCUUUAUUUAAUGUCAUCAAAAUAUCCUCAACAAUGUUUUGUUUUUCAUAAACAUCUGAAACAUUAUUUGGUUCUGUUAAGCUCUUAAUAAAUAUUUCUUUACAAAA
Messenger RNA from Puntigrus tetrazona (Sumatra barb), 1376 nucleotides. Its product is annotated as H-2 class II histocompatibility antigen, E-S beta chain-like. The record is from RefSeq and is a predicted model, not a curated record. Bases 84 to 839 code for a protein of 251 amino acids. Gene Ontology annotation, biological process: antigen processing and presentation of exogenous peptide antigen via MHC class II; immunoglobulin production involved in immunoglobulin-mediated immune response; positive regulation of T cell activation. Gene Ontology annotation, molecular function: MHC class II protein complex binding. Lineage: Eukaryota; Metazoa; Chordata; Actinopteri; Cypriniformes; Cyprinidae. Gene Ontology annotation, cellular component: membrane; MHC class II protein complex. The transcript has 6 exons.